Molecule: messenger RNA, 1339 nt
Organism: Xenopus laevis (African clawed frog)
Lineage: Eukaryota; Metazoa; Chordata; Amphibia; Anura; Pipidae
Gene: cidea.S
Product: cell death inducing DFFA like effector a S homeolog
Biological process (GO): lipid droplet fusion; regulation of apoptotic process; negative regulation of lipid catabolic process
Cellular component (GO): cytosol; nucleus; lipid droplet
Source: RefSeq, marked predicted
AUACGAGCUGUGACAACAUGCAGGGAGCUCUGGAUUACGCUAAUGCCUUGUCCCCCAAGUCUCUCUUAAGAUCCGUCACUAAUGUCGGUACAUCACUGACACGGCGAGUGUUAUUUCCACCUCUUCCUGAGCCACCACAGCGACCUUUCCGAGUCUCCAACUAUGACCGAAGCAGCAAGAAGGGGAUUGUGGCAGGAACUUUAAAGGAGCUCAUUGAAAAGGCCAGUGAAACUCUCUUUAUACACUCUGACUUGGCAACCCUUGUGCUGGAAGAGGAUGGCACAGUAGUGGACACAGAAGAAUUCUUUCAGUCAUUGGAGGAUAACACAGAGUUUAUGCUGUUAGAGGCAAAACAGAAAUGGACACAACAGAGAAACUCUAAACGUGUAGCCCAGCAUGAGAAGAAGACUGGAAUAGCAAACCUGACAUUUGAUUUAUACAAACUGAACCCAAAGGAUUUUGGUGGCUGUCUCAACAUUAAAGCAACAUUUUAUGAGAUCUAUUCUAUAUCCUGGGACAUUCAGUUUCUUGGCGCUAAGAAGGUGUUGAGGCAGGUAAUACGUGGACUUUCCUAUCUGGCCCAGGUAACAGGCCAUUUGCUUCUGUACGGUGGCUCUUUCGUAAUGCAGUGGACCGAGAGCUCCGAUGAAGAGAGACCAACUCCAAGGUCACAGCGCUUCUAGCACCAGAGCAGAACCUUCUUGAACAUGGCCAUCUUGACCUUGUGAUGAGUUCCAGCCAAUAGAAGUGAUCUAUUCCCCAUGUUCCAUAUGAACAGAUGCAUCAGUCAGUUGUUUACCAAGAGUACUCAUUUCCAUGUUUUGUAUUUCUGUCAUGUAUAAAUAUAACCUUUUAACUGUGUUUUUGAGCUAAUUUUUGUAUUUUUGACUGUUCAAAACAGGAAAAACUAGUUUAUAAAGCAAGUCAUUGGUACGAUCUAACUGUGACAAGAGAGAUUCAUCAUUAGGUGACCUACUGGAACUCAAAGUAUUGUUUCUACUGCAAAAACGUGUAAAGAACAAGUGGCUGUUUACUGAAAGGAUGUACGCCUCCAUAACUUAUGUGUCAAUUGUUUACGGAACUCAACAUAGAAGAGAGUUUUUUUUCUUAUGUGACCCUUCAUUUUCUGUUGAAUUUUUAAAAGGGAAUCUGUUGACUCUUUGCGGUGCUAGAAACCUUCAGUUGCUGCUACGUGGCUCAUGUAUAGAUCAUGAAUAGAUCUCAUGUACCCAUUGACUAAUAUAUUUAUAUAUAACUGUCCAUACAAUUGAAUUUUAGAGAUAUAUUUUCUUUUCAUUUUAAAUAAAAAGCUCCAAUUCAAACGAGCAUACACAAACUA